AUGUCGAAAGCAUAUGAUGAAUUCACAAGUCGCGAUAGCAACGAGGAGGAUGAUGAUGACGAUGAUGAAAUUGGAGCCCUUGGCUCAAUACUUUCAUGGGACGAAGAUGAAGAAGGCGGAGUUGGAGCAACAAGUACAAAUGCAGCACUUUCAGAUCGCGAAACAAUGCAGUCAACAACAUUACCCGAUCUGGUCAGCUUCAACAUGAAGGGUGAUGGCAUCACUUCGGCCUAUUUGCAACACUUUUCUACUGUUCCUAUGAAUCAUAAUGGCAGUGCUGCGGAUCCGUCUCCUUCACCGAUUGGUGGCUAUCAGAGUCAAAUGUCGUACAACGAAGGGCAGUCCACUGCGCCACAGCAACCAGUUGAGCAGAAGCUUGAAGCAAGUACGAGACCGCAAGCUUUGACCCCUGCUAAUGCGGCGCAAGCACAACUACAACAACAGUAUCAACAGCAGCAGCUGCAACAGCAGCAAUUGAAUAUGAUAAAUGCUCAAGCUGUGGCACAGCAAACAAGACAAGCGCAACCGCAGCAGACAGGGCUCCAGGGUACUUCGGCAGCGACUCAACAACAACAGCAGCAGCAAGUUGCUCAACAGGCCGCUGUUGCUCAACAGGCCGCUGUUGCUUCCAAUCUUGCCGCUAGCCAAUCAGGAGCAUACGCUAUGUUUCAACAAAACGCUCUUCUGGCUCAAGGCAAGCAGCAGCAGGCUGUGGGUAUUGCUCCAGCCGUGACAACUAUGGUGAUGCCGAAUAUGGCUCAAGCACAGACAACUGAUCAGAGGACUGACCAGCAACACACACAAUAUGCAAUUGCUGAUCCAAAUGCAUUUUUACGUCAACUUCAAGUGGCUCAGCUACAGCAGCAGUUUAAUGCCGCUGCGGUUCAGCAAACAAGGCCAAUUACCCAGCAAGUAGUCGCAACCGGUCAACAAGCAACACAGGUUUCUGCAGCUCUCCAACAGAUGCAGUACCAAGGUCAGCUUCCUAUCGUCUCCUCGGUCCAAGUCGCCGCACAAUCGCGUCAGCCCGCAGGUUCGAAGAAGGCCUCGUCUCAGAAGAAGCCACCACAAACGGCAUCGGCUCCGAAACAAACACGAGAUCUUGCUGCUGCGAACAAGGCUUCAAUCGUUUCCGCCAGUGAUACGGAUGGUGAAAUAUCAUCAAAGGUAGGAUCUGCAACUACAACGAUUGCCUCAAAAAAGUCAAGUUCAUCAAUGAGUAAAAAACUUGAUUUGGAUACUUCCCAUAUGAGCGCCGACGAAAAAGCUAGAGCAAAUCGAGAUAGAAAUCGAGAACAUGCUCGAAAUACUCGGCUUAGGAAAAAGGCAUACCUUGAAAAGCUAAAGACAACGGUCGAUGAACUAUGUAGGGAGAGGGACACGUUGGUAACUGAAAGAGCCGGGGCUGCAAACAUUCUUGUAGAUAUGCACAACACGAGAACUGAAGUUCUCAUGUCCUUCUUUGCCUUGAGAUCGGCAAACGAGAAGCGGAGGGAAUUGUGGGCCAGCAUUCUGGAUGAGAGCUCGUUUCAGUGCGUAUUGCCUGUGACGCCGUAUCGAUCGUUUCCAGCGAGCGAGGUACAGGUCUCGAAAUGUCAAAGAACAAUUCUCGGGAUCGAUGGUAUGAUGGCUGAUACUGCGUCACUGCAUGUACUUUUAAACUCAUUGGUAGACCGUUCAAGGUUUCCAAAUGGGACAAUUGUGUUUCAAUACACGCUCGUGACAGAAGAAGCGGUGAUUGCAGGGAAUCAAAUCAUGGCAAGGUGGGUGAUGUCCACUCUAAAUGCCACACAAUGUGGUGCGAGAAUGGAGGUGGGAAAGCAGGGAAUGUUGUGCUGCAGAUUCAACAGUGCCCACAAAAUCACUGGGGUUGAGCUCAUGUUUGACGUGAUGGCACUGAUGUUGCAACUCAAACAAGCUGCAGGCUCAGAAACUUUCUCAGUGAUUCCAAAUACCGUGCAGACAUGUCAAAGGAGCUUUGACAAGCCAAUGGUUAUGACUCUUGCUGAUGAACCCUAUACCAUUGUUCAAGUAAACAAACUUUGGGAGGAGAUGACAGGCUACAAGGCCGAAGAAGUGGUUGGGAAGACAUCAUGUCGAAUAUUGGAGGGUGAAGAAACGGAUCCAACUGCUGUUGAAGUGUUGAUGAACGAAAUUCGAUUCAAGAGACCUGCAUCGGCGAUGAUAAUCAACUGCAAGAAAAGUGGGGGGCGAUUCCGCAACUUCUUCUUGGCCUAUCCACUGAGUACGGACUCGCGAAUAACUCACUAUCUUCGCCUUUCAACACAUGUUGACACUGUUGGCGAAGCCAAAUCAAUUGCACCACAGAUUAAGCAGAAUGUGCAAUAUGCUGCAAGUGUCGCGACGCCAGGAAAUAUCAUGGUUCCAAGUUCUAUGGAUGGUAAUCGACAGGCUGGCUCGCAACCUGAGUUCUAUGGCGGUGUACAGGCUUCUAAUCCAGGCGUUGCUGCAACCCAAGCAACAACAGAAGGUGCGGAACCGUUUCAACAACCAGUGUACAGCAUCGCUCCUGUGUUGUCAGAAACAAUUCCUGCAUCAGCAGCAGGUGGAAUGAUCUUGCCUCCUGCUCUUGGUGCAAAUAACAUGGGUAUGCAGCAGCUCCCCGUGGGCAAUCUAAAGAGACCCAAUCCUUCGACAAAUGAUUCGGCUGCAAAGCAACAAAAAAUGAGCAAUAAUGUCGACAGUGCGACAACAAACGGGAAGUCCAAAUGA
This is a messenger RNA of Cylindrotheca closterium, 2733 nucleotides long. NCBI's taxonomy places the organism in Eukaryota, Bacillariophyta, Bacillariophyceae, Bacillariales, Bacillariaceae. The record is from the annotation of a GenBank genome assembly.